This is a messenger RNA of Symphalangus syndactylus (siamang), 3033 nucleotides long. RefSeq names its product ankyrin repeat domain-containing protein 36B. Lineage: Eukaryota; Metazoa; Chordata; Mammalia; Primates; Hylobatidae. Gene Ontology annotation, molecular function: protein binding. The record is from RefSeq and is a predicted model, not a curated record.
AUGUCAGAAUCUCAGAUGACAAUGUCAGGUGCUCCUGAGCACCUGAAUGAGUAUCAACCUUUGUUGCUGGCUGUGACUCAAAGAAAACGGAAAAUGGUAGAAGUUUUAUUAAAUAAAAAUGCAAAUAUAAAUGCAAUUGAUUAUCUUAGCAGCAUUUUUGAACUAAUUUCUGAAUACAAAAGAAAGAAAUAUGAAGAGUUUUCUAUAAAUAGCAAUCCAGGGCUUCCUCCUGUUGAAGAGUGUUUUGACAGGAGUCUCUACAGACCGGAUAGUGUUGCACAGCCUGUGACAAAGGAUAAGUUUACUUCGGAAUCUGAGGAAGGAAAAGCACUACCAGCAACUGGACAAAAAGCAAAUGUGUCUCCUGAGCAACCGCCUUUAUUCACGCAUACGGUGAAAGACAGAGAUCACAUUUCAACUAGAUUCUUAGGAAGUAUGGAUUCACUAACUUCCAGCGAAGAAUCUUCUGAGCGACCUCCUUUAUGCACGCUUACCCUGAAAGAAGCAGAUCCCAGUUCAAAAAUAGCCAUGAGAAGGAAGGAUUCACCACCUCCAGGAAAAGUGUCUUCUCAGAAACAACCAGCUGAGGAGACUACAAGUGACGAGAAAGAUUCUGUGAGGAAUAUAGUCACAGAAAUAAAGGAUGGACAACAAUCUGGGACAGUGUCUCCUCAGAAACAAUCGGCCUGGAAGGUUACAUUUAAAAAGAAAGUUUCUUUUUUGAAUAUUGCCACAAGAAUAAUGGGUGGUAGGAAAUCUAGAACAGUGUCUCCUCAGAAACAACCAGCUGAGAAGACUACGAGUGAUGAGAAAGAUUCUGUGAGGAAUAUAGUCACAGAAAUAAAGGAUGGACAACAAUCUGGGACAGGUAUUUUGCAAAACACAUUUAAUGUCAUGUUCAGUCAGAUAGAAAAGAACUUCUCUUCCCCGAAUAAAUCAGCGGGGGUGUCUCCUCAGAAACAAUCGGCCUGGAAGGUUACAUUUAAAAAGAAAGUUUCUUUUUUGAAUAUUGCCACAGGAAUAAUGGGUGGUAGGAAAUCUAGAACAGAGUAUCCUGAGAAUCUGCCCACCUUGAAGGCCACAAUUGAAAAUAAAGAUUCUGUUCUGAAUACAGCCACCAAAAUGAAGGAUGUACAAACAUCCACACCAGCAGAACAAGACUUAGAAAUGGCAUCAGAGGGAGAGCAAAAGAGGCUUGAAGAAUAUGAAAAUAACCAGCCACAGGUGAAAAACCAAAUACAUUCUAGGGAUGACCUUGAUGACAUAAUUCAGUCAUGUCAAAUAGCCUCAGAGGAUGAUGAUUUGCUUUGCUCUAAUUGUAAGAAAGUCAUAUUACUCAUUGAUCAACAUGAAAUGAAGUGUAAAGAUUGUGUUCACCUAUUGAAAAUUAAAAAUACAUUUUGUUAAUGUAAAAGAUCAAUAGAACUUAAAGAUAACCACUGUGAGCAACUUAGAGUAAAAAUUCAAAAAAUGAAAAAUAAGGCUCGUGUACUACAAAAGCGACUAUCUGAAAAAGAAGAAAUAAAAUCGCAGUUAGAGGAUGAAGGAAUUGAAUUGGAAAAAGAACUCUGUAGUUUGAGAUUUGCCAUACAGCAAGAAAAAAAGAAAAGAAGAAAUGUUGAAGAGUUGCACCAAAAAGUUAGGGAAAAGUUAAGAAUAACAGAAGAGCAAUAUAGGAUAGAAGCUGAUGUGACAAAACAAAUGAAACUGGCUAUCAAAUCAGCGGAGGUGGAAUUGAAGACAGGAGGAAAUAAUUCAAAUCAGAUUUCUGAAACUGAUGAAAAAGAAGAAGACCUGCUGCAUGAAAACCGCUUGAUGCAAGACGAAAUUGCCAGGCUCAGGCUGGAUAUAGACACAAUAAAAAACCAAAACCUGGAAAAGAAAUACUUAAAAGACUUUGAAAUUGUGAAAAGAAAGCAUGAAGACCUUCAAAAGGCUGUAAAACGGAGUGAGGAAACAUUAGCAAAAACGAUUGCCUGUUAUAGUGGACAGGUUGCUGCUCUGACAGAUGAAAACACAACACUCCUUUCCAAUCUGGAGAAGCAAAGAGAGAGGCAAAGACUGGAAACAGAAAUGCAAUCAUACCGUUGUAGACCGAAUGCUGCCCUAUGUGAUCGUGAUCAAAGUCACUCAUCAAAAAGAGACCAAGAGCUUGCUUUCCAGGGCACAGUAGAUAAAUGGUGUCAUUCACUGGACAAUUUUAAUUCUUGCGUUCUGAUUCUUUCUCAGCAAAUUUCUAAAGCUGAGAGUAAGUCCAGAGUCCUCAAAACUGAGCUCCAUUACACAAGAGAGGCUCUGAAAGAAAAGGCUUUGGUUUUUGAACACGUGCAAAGUGAGCUAAGGCAAAAACAGAGUCUAAUGAAGGACAUUGAAAAAAUGUACAAAAGUGGAUAUGAUACAAUGGAAAAAUGCAUAGAAAAGCAGGAAAGAUUUUGUCAACUAAAAAAACAAAAUAUGUUGCUUCAACAGCAACUGGAUGAUGCUUGCAACAAAGCUGACAAUCAAGAAAAAGCAAUACUUAAUAUUCAAGCCAGAGGUGAUGCUAGAGUACAAAACCUUCAAGCUGAGUGCAGAAAGCGCCGUCUUUUACUAGAAGAAGACAAUAAAAUGUUGGUCAAUGAAUUGGAUCAUUUGAAAGAACAAGAAUGCCAAUAUGAAAAAGAGAAAGCAGAAGGAGAAGUAGCUGUGAGACAGCUUCAACAAAAACGAGAUGAUAUCUUAAACAAACAAUCAGCAACAGAAGUUUUGCUGGAUGCUUCAUCACGUCACUGCAUCUAUUUAGAAAAUGAGAUGCAGGAUUCAAGGAAGAAAUUAGGCCAGAUGAGAACUCAAUUUCAAGAAAUACAGGAUCAACUUAUAGCUACUAUAAGAUGUACUGAGGAGAUGGAAGGCGACGCACAAAAGCUUGAAGUAGAAAAUGCCAUGAUGAGAAAACUAUUAAAAAAACAGGAUGACCAAAUUGAGCGGCUUGAGAAAAUCCUGCAGCAUUUAAGUUUGAUGCGGCAGGUGUUCAAGAGCUAGAUGAAGUUAUGU